AUGGGUCAACUUCUAUCGGCCGUUCCCGUCGAUAAGUGGGCCUUGUUUCUUCCCCAACGCUGUCAAUCCCAGCUUGCUGCCCUCAUUCCAUCUUCUUGGCGGGUUGAUACUGAGAAGAACCCUGAGGAGUCGGAAGGGCGACAUUUCGACCUAGUCGAUCUUCCACCUGAGCUUGCAUUAUCAAUUUUGUCGCAUCUUAAUCCCACUGAUCUUUACUUGGCCUCUGGCGUUUGGUGGAACCUCGCUUCGAACGAGGUACUCUGGCGAGGGUUGUGUCGAGCCUACUGGCCUUUCUGCUCAGUCUAUGAGACGUGGCAAGAGAAGCCCAAUUUUUCCUUCCGAAUUCUCUUUCUCCGUCUUGAUGAGGCUCGAUUAACCUUCAAUAGUGACGCCUUCGAGGGGAUCCGUUACCUUCAGGAGAAUGAAAUUCUCAAAAACGAUAUUCAUCACGUUGCUCUGUACCUCCACGUCACUCCUGGAUUAGACCCAGUUCAAAAGAGGCGAUAUCUCGAAGCUGGUCCGGAGGUGCUGGACGAAGUGAUUCGCCUGAAGGACUUCCGCAGCGCUUUCCUCCCGGACGCUCUACGCAACCUCUUUACUGAACUACCCAACCCGGAGAACGACACCAACAACUUUAUUCCUCGACUGGUCGAACGCUUCUCAGAGCAUUUCGCUCGCUGCAAUCCUCACAUUGGUCUUCGUCCAGAUGUUGUAUAUGUGCUCUGUUUCUCGUUGCUCAUGCUUUCGAAGGAUUUUGCGAGUCCACAGAUCAAGAACAAGAUGUCCAAGCGCGAGUUUAUCCGCAACACGCGACGAGCGGUUCCGUCAGCGGAUGAGGAGCUGUUGGGUCACUUUUAUGACAACGUCUACAUGGAGGGUGACAUCGCCACCUGGGUGACGGUGAAGAGCAACGGUUUGGCGACCUCCACAUCGCCCCCGACAUUGCAACGAAUGAAUGGAAUGCGCAACACUCCCCGUCCCUACCGCAUCAUCGCGCUCUCUUAG
Messenger RNA from Hydatigera taeniaeformis, 1005 nucleotides. Lineage: Eukaryota; Metazoa; Platyhelminthes; Cestoda; Cyclophyllidea; Taeniidae. The record is from the annotation of a GenBank genome assembly.